CUAGGUGCAGAAAACCGACUCCUCUCACCUCUUCCCGGCCCACACCGGAUUCCAGCUAUUCCCUUUCAACGGCUCCCGCUGUGACGUGCCGACCAAAGAAGUUUGGAGAUGGGCAAGCCAAAGAUUUCCGAGGAGGAAUUGGAGGAGGAACAGAAGGUGGGGAAGAAGGAUCAGGAAAUUUUGGGCCAGACGGCGGCUUUGGCAGCGGCCGAAGCAAGAGAAUGCGCCGACGAGCUCUUCGUCCCGCCGCUGAAUUUCGCCAUGGUGGACGACGGCGUCUUCCGCUCGGGCUUCCCGGAUACCUCCAAUUUCGGCUUCUUGAAAGCCCUGAAACUCCGCUCCAUCAUAUAUCUUUGUCCGGAGCCGUAUCCGGAGGCGAACGAAGAGUUUCUUAAGUCGAACGGGAUCAGGCUGUUCCAGUUUGGGAUUGAUGGUUGCAAGGAACCUUUUGUCAACAUUCCUGAGGAUACAAUUCUAGAGGCUCUCAAAGUUGUACUAGAUGUCCAGAACCACCCGCUGCUUAUUCAUUGUAAACGAGGAAAGCAUCGAACUGGUUGUGUGGUAGGAUGUUUGAGGAAACUGCAGAGGUGGUGCUUGACAUCAGUGUUUGACGAGUACCAGCAUUUUGCCGCUGCCAAAGCAAGGAUUUCUGAUCAGAGGUUUAUGGAGUUAUUUGACAUUUCGAGCUUGAAACAUUUAUCAACUUCAUAUACAGGUUUGAAGAAAUCAUCAGUUGCCUGAGAAGGCCAGCAUUCCUUAAUUGCGAGGAAAUCUAGGUUACUCUUUCUGUUGGUAGAGAAUAUUGCGGCAUCUGAAUGAGUCAUUAGAAUCCUUCUAUUGAAAAUUAGAGCAUUAUGUAUUCUAAGGAAUCGUAUUAGUUGCAUGCAGGUUCCAUUCAAAGUGCUUUUUAUUCUCAAUGCACUAACUAGUAUGGUCUGGACAAUCAGCUGUAGAGAUUUAAGGGAAAAUUGCAGGAGGUAUACUUUUUGGAGAUCUCUUGCAAAUUAUUUUUCUUGACUGAAAGAUGUAUCCAAGUUGGAAUGAAUUUAAUCAUGCCUGUUUCGAAUUCUUCA
Phoenix dactylifera (date palm) is the source of this 1073-nucleotide messenger RNA. RefSeq names its product inositol diphosphatase DSP4-like. NCBI's taxonomy places the organism in Eukaryota, Viridiplantae, Streptophyta, Magnoliopsida, Arecales, Arecaceae. The record is from RefSeq and is a predicted model, not a curated record. Gene Ontology annotation, molecular function: phosphatase activity. Gene Ontology annotation, biological process: protein dephosphorylation. Gene Ontology annotation, cellular component: cytoplasm.